CGAGCUCAGCGCCGCCGCCGCCGCCGCGCGCUAUUCUGGAGUAGAUCGCAUUACGUCAUGACGGCAGAGCCCAGGAGGGAUCUGAUUGGCCCGCGGACAUAAAUAAACCGUGACGUAGUGCUUACUCGUCCAGACUCCUCCUCUCACACGCAGGGAUUUUCUCUGGUCGAACUGAUCAGUGAUCAGCUGCUUCAGGCGAUGGGGGACCCCCUGUUUGAUUGCAGCCCCCUCAUCAGUGCAGCAGCCUCGGGUAAGCUCCGGCUGGUCCGCCUGCUGGUGGACGGUGGGGCUCAGGUCAACGGGCGCAACCCCCAAGGAGAGACAGCGCUGCUGGCCACGUGUAAGGCCCUGAGAGGAGAGCCGGCUGGGCCUGAUACAGUGAAGGUCCUCACAUACCUGCUCCACAACAAGGCAAAUCCUAACGUACAGGACCGCGCCGGCCGCACUGCUCUGAUGUACACCUGCAUGCAGCGAGCGGGAGCUCAGGUGGCCUCCACCCUGCUGUCUGCAGGAGCCGACCCCAGCAUGGAGGACUACUCCGGAGCCUCAGCUCUGGUGUACGCCAUCAACGCUCAGCACCAACCCACACUGGAGCUGCUGAUGGAUGCCUGUCGGGUCAGGGGUCGUGACAUCAUCAUCAUCGCCACAGAGGUUGGUGUGAGUGGAGGGCCAGUGACCAGACGUUACCUGAACGUUCCCCCGUCCCCUAACACCUCGCCGGUGUCCUGCAUGUCCCCGUCUGACAUCGUCCUCAAGACGAGCUCGCCCAGCUCACCUGAGGGAGAAAACAUCUUCAACUUCAGUGAGUCAAAGUCUAAAAGAGGAAGCAGCAGCAGACGUCCCUCCUGCGAGAUGAGUCCACUGAGCCGGUGUAACACUCCGACUCCCAGACACAGGGUGUUAUCUGAACCGUGGCUGGCCAUUCACAACCUGGCCUGUCUGAACAGAGCUUAUGAGGAGGGCACGAGGGAGAGGAGUCGGCUGGAGGAGGGAGAGGCGAGUUUCUCUCAGGCAGCCGUGAGCCGACUGAUCUCCAAGAGGAGUCUGACUCCUAGAGGGCCAGCGUUGGAGAGGAGCUCUGUCAAUAAGCUUCCUGUCUGCCCAGCCCCUCACUCCCACCUCCGCAGGAACACCCUCCCCUCUGUCAUGGUGAUCCCGCCUCCGCUUCACCUCCCGCCCUUAGUCCACCAAUCAGACUCUCACCUGCAGGUACCAAGACAGGUUUCCCUCCCUAAAAGCAGGAGCAUGGUGUUUCUGCCUCACCCGCCCAGCUCCUCUACACCCUCCUCUCCAUCAGCAGCAUCCGGGAGAACGACACUACUCCCUCCGCUCCCCCUCUCCCUCUCCCUCACCUCACUGGUGUCUCCUGCGGCCUCCUGCUGUGGUGAGAGGAGCAGGAGGUCACUGCGUCGUCACUCAGUGCAGCUCGACCCAGUUAAUAAAAGACCAGGGAUAACACUUCAAAAGAAAAAGUAACAAUGAUUUUAUACGACAAAUUAAGUACAUAAAUAAAUAGAGCUGUGCAUUUCACUGCAUGGAAGCUACUAAAAAAAGAGGAGCCACUUCUUCUGGUGUGAGUUACUGAGCAAGUUCACAAUUUAGCGAUUUUAAAGAAACCUGUGAAAAACAUUUUAAAAAACAGGCCUGAUCAGUACCAUGAUGGAUCAAAUCUUACCUGCAGGGGGCAGUGUUACACAGCGGAUAGGUUCAGAUUUUGUGUGCACAUGAACUGACUUCAUCAAAAAUCAUGUGCCCUUAGAAACGACAGGAAUUAGAACCUAAUCUUAAAAUGAUCAUACCAAUAUCAUUAAUAACAAUAAUACAAUAAUAAAAACAACAAUGAUACAAUACAUACACAAAAAAAAAACAAAAUGGAGAAAAAAAUUAAAGAGUUCACCGAUCAUCACGACACCUCUGUUAAAAAUGUACACACGGUGAACGAUGUGUGGGGCAAAGGGGUUGUUUAGUCCGACCCUCCACUGAAUCUGUCGGGAACAGAAACAACGAAAAAAAAAA
Paralichthys olivaceus (Japanese flounder) is the source of this 2016-nucleotide messenger RNA. NCBI's taxonomy places the organism in Eukaryota, Metazoa, Chordata, Actinopteri, Pleuronectiformes, Paralichthyidae. The record is from RefSeq and is a predicted model, not a curated record.